Molecule: messenger RNA, 2194 nt
Organism: Anas platyrhynchos (mallard)
Lineage: Eukaryota; Metazoa; Chordata; Aves; Anseriformes; Anatidae
Gene: PLIN1
Product: perilipin 1
Biological process (GO): lipid metabolic process
Cellular component (GO): lipid droplet
Source: RefSeq, marked provisional
GAUGACGGCCAAGAAGAAUCAGACCCUGCAGGAUGGAAGUGCCAAGGAGAACGUGCUGCAGCGGGUCCUGCACCUGCCGGUGGUCAGCUCGACCUGCGAAAGCCUGCAGCGGACCUACGCCAGCACCAAGGAGGCCCACCCGCUCAUGGCCUCCGUGUGUGAGGUCUACGAGCGGGGCGUGCAGGGCGCCGGCGCCUUGGCCUUGUGGAGCGUGGAGCCCGUGGUGCGCAGGCUGGAGCCCCAGUUCACUGUAGCCAACAACUUGGCCUGCCGGGGCUUGGACCACCUGGAGGAGAAGAUCCCUGCCCUGCAGUACCCCGUCGAGAAGCUCGCCUCCGAACUGAAGGACACCAUCUCCACCCCGCUCCAAAGCGCCAAAAGCACCAUUGGCAACUCCGUGGACAAGAUCCUGGGGCUGGCAGCAGAGGGCUACGAGGCGACCAAGAGCACCGUGGAGACCACGGCCAGGUACACGAGGAGCAACUCGGUGAGCCAGAUGGCGGCCGCCGGCGUCGACACGGCGCUGGGCGGGCUGGAGAAGCUGAUGGAGUACCUGCUGCCAGAAGAGGACGAGGAAGCAGAUAAGAAGCCCAAAGAGACUCGUGGGCCAGCAGCAAAGAUCUCCCAGAGGAAGCCCAGUGCUCCCAGAGCUCCCAGCGCUCCCAGUGCUCCCAGUGCUCCCAGCGCUCCCAGUGCCCCCAGCACCCUGGGCCGGAUCGGAGCCCUGGUCAGCACCGUCUCCCACCGCGCUUACCAGCAAACCACCCAGAGCCUCCAGCGUGCCAAAACCAAGGGGCAGGAGCUGGUCACCUGGAUCCCCAUCGUGGGCAGCCUUGCCAAGCCGAGCGCACCCCAGGCACCACAAAGCCACGGUGAGGGGCAGGGCACUGCGGGCGGCUGGCUGAGCCGGCGGCAGAGCAAGGUGCCGGAGCAGAAGCAGGAGAAAGCAGGGAAGAAGGAGGACAGCCACGCUGGUGAGGCAGGGGAUGGUCCUGGGCUGGUGGGCAGCGUGGCCCACAACCUGCAGAGCGCCUGCGCCUCCGGCAUCUCCAGCGUGAAGAAGGUCCCUGCUGUGGCCUGGGACGCGGCCGAGGGCUUGAUCCUGUUCACCCCCCGCAGGCUGUCCAGGGCCAUGGAGACGGUGGAUGCGCUGGGGGGGACCCUCGUCAGCGCCCCCAAGCAUCUGCUGGGCACCCUGUACAGCUACGUGCCGCUCCGCAGGCAGUCGGUGAAGGACGAGGCGGCGGCGGGGGGCAGCAAGGCCAGCCCUGAGCCGGAGCAGAAGGAGGAGGAGGACGGCAAGCCUGCCACCGCCCCCGCCGAGGAGAAGUCCCAGCUGAGGGGCGACUGGCGGCUGUACCGCGGCCACCACCCGCUGUCCUUCCUGGGCCUGGAGGACCCCCUCUUCAUGCGCCACAACCUCUACCGCAGCCCGGCCUUCGAGCCCGAGUGCCCCCUGCCGCGGAAAUCCGCCUUCGCCCCCUACAACCGGCGCGUGAGCGAGGGCUCCUACCGCUUCGGGCCCGAGGCCAUGUACAGCCGGGCCUACUACGCCAACCUCUACAGCCCGGCCUUCAAGAAGGACUGAGGAGGUGGUGGUGGGGGGCACACAGCUCAGCACCCCACAGCACGCUUUGCCCCGCCACUACCCGCGUCCCCACACGGACACAGACAUCGGUGUGACAACGAGCAGGGACGUCCCUCCCACCCAGGGGGUGUCUCCAUGCUCAUGGGUUGCAUCCAUGGUUGUGUCCUGAUGGGGUGUCAGCCCCUGUCCCCAAGCUGCAGCCCAAGCAGAUCAUAGGGAACCCGUGGGUGCUUUGCCCUGUGGUUGUCCCCGCCACGCACACCCCCCCCCGCAGACACAGGAGGGUCCUCGCUCUGCCCCGUGGGGUGGCUCUUCCCUGGGGAGUGCGCUGGGGCCAGGAGGGGGAGAGCGAAGGCAGCCAAAAUGCUGCUGUUGGAGGGAGAAGUAGGUGGAGGAGAGACCAGAGGGGACCAGAGAAGGGAAGGAGAUGUGGAAAAAAAAGCAGAAAGGGACCAGCUCUGGGCCACCCUUGGUGUCCUUGUUGAGGGUCGGAAAUGAGGCCGGUGACAGUGGGCGGAGUGCCUGGACCCCCUUCUCCUGCGGUUCUGCCCCACUUCCCGCUACUUGUGGUUGUAUCUGCUGCUGUAAUAAACCUUCCCUACCUGC